AUGGCAGAAUAUGAGGCAGAGUUCUUGCGACUGAGUCGCUACGCACGUGGGAUAGUGGCAACUAAGUAUGAGCGCUGUAGGGAGCGAGAUUUUGCUGCCCUUGUUGAAAAGGAAAAAAUUGCCGAGGAUGUGAAGCACUCUGAGUGCCAGAACUAUGAGAAAGAUACAGGCAGGUUUAUGAGGGAUUUAGAGCUCAAGUUCUUUUGGAGACAUCAUCUGGGUAAGUGUUGGAAGAAGACUGGGGCAUGUUUCAGAUGCGGGUCCAGGGAGCAUCAACUUAAGGAUUGUCCUCAGAGGCCUACUCAGAUGGAAGCUGCAGGUCAGGGUUUUGUUCAGCCAGUAAGAGGUGGUCAGCAGCCACCAAGAGGCCAUGGGCAGGUUAGAAGUGGAAAUGGUGUAGGUCGAGGUCGUGGAACAUUUGGUAGAGGUGUUGGCAAUAGGUCUACGUAUUCAUACAUUGCAUGCACUGUGUCUGGCACCUUGGGUAUCAUUUGUAUGAGUACCAUUAAGAAGACGACGGUGUUGAGUCCACUGGGACAAUCAGUAAGGGUAGACAAGUUAUUCAGAGAUGUGGCCCUAGAGGUUCAAGGAGUUAUAUUUCUAACAGAUUUAAUGGAGCUACAGUUUGGUGAUUUUGGCCUGAUCUUCGGGAUUGAUUGGUUGGUAAAACACCAUGCAAGUUUGGAUUGUGCUGCUAAGCGUAUGGUAUUAAAGACUACUAAUGAUGAGGAGGUGGUUGUGAUUGGGGAGCGAAGGGAUUUUCUGACUAAUGUGAUAUCUGCUUUAAGGGUUGAAAAAUUGGUUCGCAAGGGUUAUGAGGCAUUUCUAGCCUAUAUUAAUACAUCUGAUUCUGAGGGUCCUUCUGUUGGAGAUGUCAUAAUUGUUAAGGAUUUUUCUGAUGUACUUCCUGAUGAGCUCCCUGGCUUGCCUCCGAGCCGUGAGGUUGAAUUUGGAAUUGAGCUCCUGCCAGGAACGGCUCCAGUGUCCAUCGCCCCUUAUAAGAUGGCACCAAAGGACUUGGUGGAAUUAAAAGCUCAAAUCCAAGAACUAUAG
Gossypium raimondii (Peruvian cotton) is the source of this 1053-nucleotide messenger RNA. RefSeq lists its product as uncharacterized. NCBI's taxonomy places the organism in Eukaryota, Viridiplantae, Streptophyta, Magnoliopsida, Malvales, Malvaceae. The coding region runs from base 1 to 1053 and encodes 350 amino acids. The transcript is spliced from 4 exons. The record is from RefSeq and is a predicted model, not a curated record. Gene Ontology annotation, molecular function: zinc ion binding; nucleic acid binding.